AUGCUUUCCACACGGCGGGCUAUCCCGCUCCUUGGCCUGACCUUCUUCGUCUUCCUCCUAUACUCGUUCACUAGCCUCUCACAAUGGCGCCGGUUGCCGCAAACCGUUCGACUGGGCGAUACCGCUGCGACACCCUCCCCGACCCCAUUUGCUCGCUGGAACAUUAGCGGAGUCGGAUUUGACGAACGACCGGGCAGAGAGCCGUACGCUCCUCAACCGCAAUACGUCCCUGGCAGGCCUAAGCCGCCCGGGUCGGACUACUCGAAAACGAUCGUGGUCCCGCAGACCAGCGAAGAAGACACGACGUGGAUGGAGUACGAGCUCCCCGGCUGGCAGUCCGCCGUUUACAUGGUUGACGACCCCUCUGCGCCUCUGCACCCGCCCCGGAAUAAAGGACACGAGGUGAUGGUAUACCUGAGCUUCAUCAUCGACCACUACGACCAGCUGCCCGACAUCGUAGCUUUCAUGCACUCUCACCAAUUCGCAUGGCACAAUGACGAGAUCUUUGGCGGGAAUGCGGCCGAGAUGCUGGACCGACUCAACCCCGCGCGAGUGGUCCGCGAAGGAUACAUGAACCUGCGCUGCACCUGGGCUCCCGGCUGUCCCGACUGGCUGCAUCCCGGAACGGUGGAAGAGGACGAAACGAAGCAGGAAGAGACCAUGCUCGCUCGAUCUUGGGGAGAAAUCUUCCCCGACGACCCCAUCCCGGACGUCCUGGCGCAGCCAUGUUGCGCUCAGUUUGCGGUCUCGCGCGAGCGAAUCCUGUCCAUACCUAAAGCGCGCUUCGUGUAUUACCGCGACUGGAUCCUUCGGACGGAAUUGAGUGAUUACAUUUCCGGCCGUGUGUGGGAGUAUUUGUGGCACGUGGUAUUCACCGGACAGAACGUUGUCUGUCCCAAGGAGAACGUCUGCUACUGUGACGGGUAUGGAGUCUGUUUUGGUGGCGAAGACGAGUACGACCAAUUCCGCAGUGUUGGCCACGAGAAGCAAGACUUGGAGGAGCAGCUGAAACAUUGGUAUGGUCAAGCCGAAGUGAUUGAGAUUGCUCGGUUGCGAGGAAAUCUGGGAGAGAACAGCCGACUCACGGUUCCCGAACCGGGCAAGGAUCUUUCACUGCAGGAUCAAAUCUACGAAAAAGAAAUAUUACUGGAUGACAUCCUGUUCAAUGCUACGGAACGGGGCAAGGAUCCCCGAGCCAGAGCUAAGGAGGCAGGAAGACCUUGGAAGGAGGGAGAUGGGUUCUAG
Messenger RNA from Aspergillus melleus, 1245 nucleotides. RefSeq names its product DUF3431 domain-containing protein. The coding region runs from base 1 to 1245 and encodes 414 amino acids. The transcript has a single exon. NCBI's taxonomy places the organism in Eukaryota, Fungi, Ascomycota, Eurotiomycetes, Eurotiales, Aspergillaceae. The record is from RefSeq and is a predicted model, not a curated record.